Molecule: messenger RNA, 1257 nt
Organism: Aspergillus terreus NIH2624
Lineage: Eukaryota; Fungi; Ascomycota; Eurotiomycetes; Eurotiales; Aspergillaceae
Product: putative C2H2 transcription factor (Con7)
Exons: 4
Coding region: 1-1257 (418 amino acids)
Biological process (GO): regulation of DNA-templated transcription
Source: RefSeq, a predicted model, not a curated record
AUGGACAACCGACCUGCCUCCGAGUACGCGCAGUCAGGUUCGCAUUUUCCAUAUACACCGUCUGCCGCGCCCCAUUCUGAACUCCCUGCUGCAGACCAGACUUCUGCUGCAGCCACUGCUCAAUACACCUCGACCCCCCAGCCGGAGGUCCGCCCCAACCCUCAGUACACGCCGCAACCCGACGUGCGCCCCGCCGCCAAUAUUUCCUCCUCCAACACGCCGCAGUCGGACUACGGUCUGAGUCAACCGCCCGCCGCGCGCUCCCCCGCCUACCCCGAGUACCUCGCUCGCCCGCCUCAGUACCACCACGCGCCCAGCACCCAACCCGGUGGUGCGGCAGGUAUGGCUCAAGCAACAAGUCCGUCCAUGACCACCACCCUCCAUCAUGAUGGGCAGCACAAUGGCCAUCGCAACCACUCGAACGUGAAGUCUGACGCCGGCGUUCCUAUAGAUCCCUCCAUCGCGGCCUCCAGCCCUACCUACCCCCCUCCCUACUCGCCCUAUCAGCCGCAGGGUCAUGAGAUGGCGCAAUACCAAGGUCACCCGCCUCCGCCGCCGCCUCAGAUGUAUGCGCGUCCAGAAUGGUCGCAUGGAUAUGGUCAACAUCAACAUGGUCUGCCUGGACCUUAUACCACUCCUGCCACAACGGUUGGUCCCGCCUCCCCUGCUGCGACCGCAGGGCCGCGCCCUGGCCAGGUCUACUCCUUUGUCCCCAUUCCGGGUGCGCAGCAACAUAAGCGUCCUCGCCGUCGCUAUGAAGAAAUUGAGCGCAUGUACAAGUGCGGAUGGAAUGGUUGCGAGAAAGCCUAUGGUACACUCAACCACUUGAAUGCCCAUGUUACGAUGCAGUCUCAUGGAGCCAAGCGGACUCCUGAAGAAUUCAAGGAAAUUCGCAAGGAGUGGAAGGCUCGGAAGAAGGAGGAAGAAGCGCAGCGUAAAGCUGCCGAAGAGCGUGAGCGUGCUGCCGCUGCUCAAGCGGCUCAGGCCAACCAGGUUGACGCGCCUGCUGGCGGUGAUCCUGCACAGGCUGCUCAACCUCCUGCUUACGCUGGAGGCGUUCGUCCUCAACUCCCCCCGAUUGGGUACCAACCGGCCGACGGCCAGGUGCCUGGCCAGUACGGCGCUCCCGGUGCUGGUGGCAUGGUCUACCAGGGCAACGGGCAGAUGGCCUAUCCUCCCAACUACCCUCACUCCCCCUACGGCCAGAGCGGCCAAGUCUAUCAGCAACAAAACCAAUCGACCAGCUACCCGCAAUAG